AUGGUUUCCUCUCAGUUCUCUACCUUAAAUGGAAAUAGUUCACAGAAGCCUUUCCUGAACAAGUUGCUUCUUCCAAGUGGACCUGUUGAUUUUUUGGAUUUUGAAUUUUCUGAUGUGUUUGGUCCAUGUCCUGUUGAAGCCUCAACAGCAUUGAUCUGUGAGAAACCUGGAAAUUUGGUAGUUAGACCAAUUCCAAGUGAAAAGGUUUACAAUGAGAAAGGUGAUGCACUGGAUCCUUUGAACGAGGUCUUUAGAGAAACACAUGAAGAACUUAAUGCUGCUGUGGAGAAAAAUCGCUUCCAAUUCAAUGAUUAUUGUCAGAAUCAUAAGUCUAUUGGAGUUGAAGAUUUUGAAGUUCUAAAGGUUGUUGGUCAAGGGGCUUUUGGUAAGGUGUACCAGGUGAGGAGGGCUGGUACUUCAGAAAUAUAUGCAAUGAAGGUCAUGUGCAAGGAUAAAAUUAUGCAGAGAAAUCAUGAUGAAUAUGUAAAAUCUGAAAGGGAUAUACUGACAAAGGUGGAUCACCCGUUUAUCGUGCGGCUCAGAUACUCAUUCCAAACCAAAUAUAGGUUGUACCUUGUGCUUGAUUUUAUCAAUGGUGGUCACCUAUUCUUUCAGCUUUAUCGCCAAGGUUUAUUCAGGGAGGAUUUGUCUCGCUUCUAUGCUGCGGAGACUGUUUGUGCUGUUUCUCAUCUUCAUGCAAAUGGUAUAAUGCACAGGGAUCUUAAACCUGAAAAUAUUCUUCUUGACGCAGAUGGUCAUGUAGUGUUGACAGAUUUUGGACUGGCUAAGCAGUUCGACGAGACUGCAAGGUCAAAUUCUCUGUGUGGAACUCUAGAGUACAUGGCUCCUGAAAUUGUCAUGGGAAAAGGUCAUGAUAAGGCAGCUGAUUGGUGGAGUGUGGGAAUUUUACUGUAUGAAAUGCUUACAGGGAAGCCUCCUUUUGCUGGUGGAAAUAGACAAAAGAUCCAGCUUAAGAUAAUUAAAGACAAGAUCAAGCUUCCAACUUUUUUAUCAAGUGAGGCACAUUCACUGUUGAAAGGGUUGUUGCAGAAAGAUGCCAACAAACGCCUUGGCGGUGGACCAAGUGGCUCUGAGGAGAUUAAAAGCCACAAGUGGUUCAAGUCAGUCAAUUGGAAGAAACUGGAAGCCCGCGAAAUCAGGCCAAGCUUUGUCCCAGAAGUUGCUGGGAAGCACUGUGUUGCUAACUUUGAGGAGCGGUGGACUACCAUGUCGUUGCUGGAUUCUCCGGCGGCUAGUCCCAAGAAGGGUGACAAGUCCUUCAACAGGUUUUCAUAUACUGGUACUCCCUCACUGUAAUGAGAAAAAUGUGUGAUUUCUAUAGUAAAGGUUCAAGUAGAGCAGCUAAGUCAUGUAAUUUAUAUGAUGGCUGCGAAAGUUGUAGGCUUCCACACCAAUUC
This is a messenger RNA of Lotus japonicus, 1418 nucleotides long. Its product is annotated as serine/threonine-protein kinase AtPK2/AtPK19-like. NCBI's taxonomy places the organism in Eukaryota, Viridiplantae, Streptophyta, Magnoliopsida, Fabales, Fabaceae. Gene Ontology annotation, molecular function: ATP binding; protein serine/threonine kinase activity. The coding region runs from base 1 to 1317 and encodes 438 amino acids. The transcript has 6 exons. The record is from RefSeq and is a predicted model, not a curated record. Gene Ontology annotation, biological process: protein phosphorylation.